UGUGAUGGCAGAAAAAGUAAACCCAAGAUCCCUUCAUUAAGAGCUGUCAUUUCUCGAAACCAAGAGGGACCUGGGGAGAUGGGGAAGGCCGUGCUCAUUCCCAAGGACGACCAGGAGAAGAUGAAGGAGCUGUUCAAGAUCAACCAGUUCAACCUCAUGGCCAGCGACCUGAUUGCCCUCAACCGGAGUUUGCCCGAUGUGAGGUUAGACGGGUGCAAGACAAAAGUCUACCCGGAUGAGCUGCCCAACACGAGCGUGGUGAUCGUGUUUCACAACGAAGCCUGGAGCACGCUGCUGCGGACCGUCUCCAGCGUGAUCAACCGCUCGCCGCGCCGGCUGCUCGCCGAGAUCAUCCUGGUGGAUGACGCCAGCGAGAGAGAAUUUCUGAAAGCCUCAUUAGAGAAUUACGUGAAGAGUCUGGAAGUGUCCGUAAAAAUCAUUCGGAUGGAGCAGCGGUCAGGGCUGAUCCGCGCGCGGCUCCGCGGGGCAGCGGCGUCCCGAGGGCAGGUGAUCACGUUCCUGGACGCGCACUGCGAGUGCCCCCUGGGCUGGCUGGAGCCGCUGCUGGCCAGGAUCAGGGAGGACAGGAGAACCGUUGUCUGCCCCAUCAUCGAUGUGAUCAGCGAUGACACGUUUGAGUACAUGGCUGGGUCGGAUAUGACUUACGGAGGGGUUAACUGGAAACUGAACUUCCGCUGGUACCCGGUGCCCCAGCGGGAGAUGGACCGGAGGAAAGGGGACCGGACCUUGCCCGUGAGGUGA
This is a messenger RNA of Pterocles gutturalis (yellow-throated sandgrouse), 762 nucleotides long. RefSeq names its product polypeptide N-acetylgalactosaminyltransferase 13. The record is from RefSeq and is a predicted model, not a curated record. The transcript has 5 exons. Lineage: Eukaryota; Metazoa; Chordata; Aves; Pterocliformes; Pteroclidae. Gene Ontology annotation, cellular component: Golgi apparatus. The coding region runs from base 79 to 762 and encodes 227 amino acids.